CUCACGUCAGAUGUAGGGGACGGCGUGUUUCCUGCGCGCGACCUCUCCGCUGUGAUUGGCAGGUCGCUGCAGCUCGUGCGGCUCAUUAAUCACUGGAUCAGAGAUUAGUAUAGAUAUUAGUAUUGUUAUUAUAUAGUAGCGAUGUUCCGGGCCGCGCUGAGCGCGAGCAGAGGUGGGAUCUGUAACCGGCUUCUCUCAUCUCUCUCUGGAGAAAGCAAUGUGCCAUCCAAUCUAAGAAUCCCACCCAAUCUGAUCGGAGUUCCGAGAGAAAAAAAAGUCCUUCCAUCUGCUUCUGACCUGCCUGUCCUGCGAAGGUGUGAGGAGAACAUUCCAGCUCACCUCUCACCUGUUCAAACCUGGCUACAUUCUUUAGAGAGUCAAGACAGUGAACCGCUCGGUAUUGUUGACCUACACCCUGACGUUUUCGCUGUACCUGUCAGGUUGGAUAUACUUCAUGCUGUGGAGGUCUGGCAAAGAAAUUUCAAGAGAAUUAGCUAUGCCAAAGUUAAGAGCAGAGCUGAAGUUAGUGGUGGAGGCAAAAAGCCCUGGAGACAGAAGGGCAGUGGACGAGCUCGCCACGGCAGCAUCCGGUCACCCAUCUGGAGAGGAGGCGGCGUCGCUCACGGUCCGAGAGGUCCAACUAGCUAUUAUUACAUGCUGCCAAUGAAGGUGCGAGUACAAGGCCUGAAAGUCGCACUGACCUCCAAACUGACUCAGGAUUGUCUCCAUAUUGUUGACUCGUUGGAGAUUCCUACUCCAGACCCACAUUAUCUACAGGACCUGGUCAAACACAGACAGUGGGGGAAUUCAGUCCUCAUUGUUGAUGUAGGGGAGGAGUUUCCUCAGAACGUUCUUCAGGCCACAGAAACCCUGAAGACUAUCAGUAUCAUUCCAGCAAUCGGUCUGAAUGUUCACAGCAUGCUGAAAUAUGAAACUCUGGUUCUUACUCUGGACACAGUUAAGUUUCUGGAGAAGAAGCUGCUGUGGCAUGACUCUCGAUUUACAGCUCUGUACCCAUUCAAACUCCCCUACAGUGACUGGCCGUGAACUCUCAGUGCAUUAAAAAGACAUUUAUUUCCAA
Messenger RNA from Astyanax mexicanus (Mexican tetra), 1081 nucleotides. RefSeq names its product mitochondrial ribosomal protein L4 (gene mrpl4). Gene Ontology annotation, molecular function: structural constituent of ribosome. Gene Ontology annotation, biological process: translation. Lineage: Eukaryota; Metazoa; Chordata; Actinopteri; Characiformes; Acestrorhamphidae. The record is from RefSeq and is a predicted model, not a curated record. The transcript has 9 exons. Gene Ontology annotation, cellular component: ribosome. Bases 142 to 1047 code for a protein of 301 amino acids.